Messenger RNA from Pocillopora verrucosa, 531 nucleotides. The record is from RefSeq and is a predicted model, not a curated record. NCBI's taxonomy places the organism in Eukaryota, Metazoa, Cnidaria, Anthozoa, Scleractinia, Pocilloporidae.
AUGAGAGGAACCUGCAUAGUGACCCCCAAAGGUCUUAGAACAAUUGGUAUUGGACAUGAAGGACAUUUAGGUGUAGUCAGCAUGAAACAGCGUCUUCACACGAAAGUAUGGUGGCCAAAGCUAGAAAAGGAUGUGGAAAGGUUUGUCAAGACCUGUGAUGCACGUCAGUUAGUAGGCAGACCUGACCCUCCAGAGCCUGUGGCAAGUACAGAACUACCUCAAGGACCCUGGUGUGCUGUGGCAAUUGAUUACCUAGGACCGUUACCCUCAGGUGAACACAUACUUGUAGUUGUUGACCACUAUAGCAGAUAUUACGAGGUGGCUGUUGUAAGGACAAUUACAUCAGAGAAGACCAUAGAGUCUUUAAAAACCAUAUUUGCCAGACAUGGACUGCCUGAAGUGCUUGUAAGUGACCAUGGGCCAAACCUUGUCUCAGAGAAAUUCAAAGCGUUCCUAAAGGAGAAUGGUAUUAAGCAUCGACGUGUAACAACUCGGUGGGUUCAAGCAAAUGGUGAGGUAGAGAGACAAUAG